CUUGAAGUGACUUUUUUUUUCUUUGUGUUAAGCUUGCCUGUUCAAUCUCAUGCCACGCGCCAUUCGCCAACCGCUAGGCGUCAAAGAUACCAAUCGCGUCAAAGUUCAUUUACCAGAAUCCAUCGAGAAACAUAAACCUAGUCCAUCCACGCCGACGCGAAAAACCGACAUUAUCAACGACUUGUUCUCCAAAAACUUCACUGUUCGUCGUGGUACUUGUCCCAACAAUCAGAUGGAAGUAAAUAAGCAAAUCAAGAAGAAAAAACGGAAACAAACUUCCUUGUCACCAUCGAUCUCUUCCGUCGUUCCGCCUCCUUUGUCUCGUAAAAAGCAGCAUAUCAAUGAUUCCUAUGCAACUCCACCCCCGUUAUGCACAUCCUCAAGCACGUUAUCGACUCUUAAUUAUCUUUUGGUAUGGGAUACGCCCAUAUCCAUCCUCAACGACGAUUGUCUCCUUGAGAUCUUUUUACAUUGCGCUGACACCAAAACAUUGAGUGCGCUGGCCGCCGUGUGUCGCCGCUGGCGAUCUCUUAUAUUGGCGCCGUACAUUUGGCGAAAAUUGUAUUUCCAUUGGAUCCCAUUUGUCCAGCAAAUGAGCGCACUAAGCCAUCAUCCGUCGAUUCCUAAGCAGCUUUUAUACGUGCGGUCGCUCUCGAUGGAAAACGAGAUCGACAAUCGCAAGAUGGCCAUACGAUUACCGAAAAUAUACCCUUUUCAGAAUUUACGCGAGGUUCAUCUGCGGAACAUGUAUCUGGACGACAUUACGGAAUUAGCCAUGUGGAUGGAUUCCAUCGAGGUACUUACCUGUGAGAAUAUCAUGACGCGCGGAUCACAGAGCGAGUUGAUACUCUCGGUUUUCACCAAAUUGCAACGCUUACGAGUUUUGGUGUUACAAUUCAUGCAAAUGUGCGAACACUCGAGUUCAAGUCUGAUGAUGACAGGAACACGAAAAAUGUUGCCGGCGAGUUUGGAAGUCCUGACAUUGAAUAAUCUGUACGACUGCGAGGAAUACAUGAUUCGGCCGAUCAUUGCAGAAAAUAUACGAUCCAACCAACGACCGGAAGUGUUACUGCAGCGAUGGAGCAUGAUGGAACAGUCACUGGUGAUGAAAUAUCAGACUUUUAGUCGGUUACGGAAUCUCAAAUCAUUGACGCUUGGACGCUGCAAUGCGUUUACGGCCCGUGUGUGGCGCGAAUGCCUAAUGCCGUGCACAACCCAAUUGGAAUACCUGUCCCUGUCUGGCUGUUCCGGACGAGCGAAUCAUGAAGGCUGGAAAGCAAGGAGUUUAUAUCCAGGCCACACGCCGAUUUUAGAUAUUACCGACGAUAUGGAAGCAGCGAUAGGCGAGUUCUUUGGGAGUCUACGACGGAUACGAGUAUUGAAGCUGUCCGACUUUUGCUGUAGCGGCGGGAUGGCGACUGGAUUUUUAAAAUUGGCUUCGAAGAAACCCAUUGUUAUUUCGGCCAAUCAUGUGGUCCCUCCUUUCCAAAAUUUAGAAGCUAUGGUUGGGUGUUUUAUUGCUCAUGCAGAAAUUCGAUUCCUUCGAUAGAGAGAAAAAUGACAGGCAAAAUAAAGUAAAAAUAAAAGAACGGGUUGACCUGCCGCUGCAGGAAGAGCAAAAUGACAGAAACAGAGCUGGGAUGUUUCCCAAUAAUUGUGUAAGAGAUGGUUGUUGGCUUGCAUGGGACAAUCGCUCACGUCUGGGUCUUAUACAGCAUUUGAAGAAGGAGGUCAGAG
Molecule: messenger RNA, 1737 nt
Organism: Radiomyces spectabilis
Lineage: Eukaryota; Fungi; Mucoromycota; Mucoromycetes; Mucorales; Radiomycetaceae
Exons: 3
Coding region: 50-1549 (499 amino acids)
Biological process (GO): SCF-dependent proteasomal ubiquitin-dependent protein catabolic process
Cellular component (GO): SCF ubiquitin ligase complex
Molecular function (GO): protein binding
Source: RefSeq, a predicted model, not a curated record